Molecule: messenger RNA, 1437 nt
Organism: Neoarthrinium moseri
Lineage: Eukaryota; Fungi; Ascomycota; Sordariomycetes; Amphisphaeriales; Apiosporaceae
Exons: 3
Coding region: 1-1437 (478 amino acids)
Biological process (GO): calcium import into the mitochondrion; mitochondrial calcium ion homeostasis
Cellular component (GO): uniplex complex; mitochondrial inner membrane
Molecular function (GO): calcium channel activity; uniporter activity
Source: RefSeq, a predicted model, not a curated record
AUGAGCUAUGUUUUCCGCCACGGUUGUUCGCAGCUGAGCACAGCGUUGCGGCGUGCCCCCACGGCGGGCUGCAGGCAGACCCGGCCCGUGAGCUGUCGGACUGGUGUCUUUCGGGGCCUCGCGUCCACGGUCAGGGCCAGGAGGCAGCUGCAGGACGAGACGGCCAGGGAGACCAACCAGCGGGAUCAGGAUGCCCACGAGGCUGAAGUCAAAGCCGGCAUUGAAGCUGCCACGAAGCAGCAGAUCAAGAGGCCAUGGCAACGCGAAGGCGCCGACAAGCCGCCUGUCGAUCUGGAGCACAAGAACCUUAACAAAACCAUGACUUCAGGCAAGCUCUUGACGACGCCCACUCGACUGCUGAAGCUCAUCCUCCCACUGCCCGUCGAUGCCACCCACGACGAGAAGGGAAACAAGGGCGAGUUCAGAUCCAUAGCGCAGAACGAGGACAUCCAACCCCUCGCGCUUCUCGUACACCCCCAGCAGCCUCUCUCGUACCUCGAACGCCUGAUCCAGGCCGAGCUGCCGCCGGUGUACGACCAGGACGGCCGCGAGAAGAUGCCCAACGUGUACUUCCGAGCCGAAGCCUCCGACAAGGACGAGAGCGGCGAGAAAAGAGAGGGACAGGACCAGAGUUCCCACGUCGCGUCGGCCUCGGGGCUCGGCCGGGAGGGCCCAGACACGCCGGCGAAGGACAAGGACUGGGUGCGCUGGAGCAGCAGCACCGAGAUUGGCGACUUCAUCCGGGAUGCCGCCCGCGGCCGCGAGUUCGCCAUCGACAUCGACGGCCACGAUGCCGAGAUGCGCGUCGGCGUGCCGAGUUUCAACGACCGCACACACUACAUGCGAGUGAGGCUGCGGCGCAUGUCGCGCAGGGUCAAUGAACUGUCCAAGAUCAAGGAGGAAUGCGACCUGUUGGCCCACCGGGCCGCGCAUCGCAUUGCCAAAGCCGGGUUCGCAGCGCUGUCUGGGUGGUGGGGUGUCGUCUACUUCGUCACCUUCCACACCGACGCCGGGUGGGACCUGGUCGAGCCCGUGACAUAUCUCGCGGGACUGACCACCAUCAUGGGCGGUUAUCUGUGGUUCCUCUUUAUCAGCAAGGACUUGAGCUACAGGGCGGCGCUCAACAUCACAGUCACGCGGCGUCAGAAUGUGCUGUACGAGUCUCGGGGGUUUGACCCACAGAAAUGGGAGUCGUUGGUGACCGAUGCCAACGCACUGCGCAGGGAGAUUCGCACCGUGGCAGAGGAGUACGAUGUGGAGUAUGACGAGAUGAAGGACUUGGGCGACGAAGAGGUCCAGGAAACACUGGAUCGCGAGCAAGACAAGAGGAGCAGAGGCAAGGACGACGAGGACGUCGAAGAAGAACAGGAAACCAAGAAGGAGGCAUCCAAGUCUAAGGAGAAAAAGCCAGGGAAGAAACCGGAGACGAAAGACUGA